UAAGAGGUCUUAAAAGGCCAACAACAAAUAGAAAGAAAAAAUGAACACAACUAUCAAUAAGAAAGACCACUUUUUUCCUCUUUUUCUUGCGCUGUGAGCUAUCUUUUAAUCAAGUUUUCAAGCAAAAUCUACUCUUGAAGUUGAAAAUAUCACUACCCAGAAAGAAUCUCAUCCCCAACAAGGAAGUGAUCUCUCUUCUGUUGGAUUUGGGAUUCUGGCUUCAGUUUGUUUUAAUAGGAUCUUUGUUGUGUGUAAAUGGGAGUCUGCUGGAGCAACCGGAUCAAGGCUGAGAGUCCUUCUCAUACAGAAGUGAAUUCAAGAGGUGGGAAGAACUUAAGCUGUUCUAGUAGCAAGUUCUCUUCACCUUCUAUACCUCAAACCCCAAGGAGUGAGGGUGAGAUCUUGCAAUCAUCUAAUAUAAAGAACUUCAGCUUCAGUGACCUAAGGACCUCCACCCGAAACUUCCGGCCUGAUAGUGUCUUAGGAGAAGGCGGUUUUGGCUCAGUCUUUAAGGGCUGGGUCGACGAGCAUUCGCUCGCUGCUUCCAAGCCUGGCACUGGCAUGGUAAUUGCGGUGAAGAGACUUAACCGAGAAGGAUAUCAGGGUCACAAGGAAUGGCUGACAGAAAUUAACUAUCUUGGGCAAUUCCAUCAUCCUAAUCUUGUGAAGUUGAUUGGUUACUGUUUAGAGGAUGAGCAUCGACUUCUGGUAUAUGAAUUCAUGCCUCGCGGUAGUAUGGAAAAUCAUCUGUUCAGGACAGGGGGAUCACAUUUCCAGCCUCUUUCCUGGAGCCUCCGAAUGAAAAUUGCCCUAGGUGCUGCGAAGGGGCUUGCCUUUCUUCACAGUGCUGAACCGAAAGUUAUAUAUCGCGAUUUCAAGGCUUCGAAUAUCUUGCUUGAUUUGAACUACAAUGCCAAACUCUCUGAUUUCGGUUUGGCCAGAGAUGGACCAACCGGUGACAAAAGCCAUGUGUCAACGAGGAUCAUGGGAACCUAUGGAUAUGCUGCUCCAGAGUAUUUAGCCUCAGGUCAUUUGAGUGCCAAGAGUGACAUAUACAGCUUCGGAGUUGUUCUUCUGGAAAUGCUAUCUGGGCGACGAGCUAUUGACAAAAACCGGCCAUCUGGAGAGCACAACCUUGUGGAAUGGGCAAAACCUUACUUGAUCAACAAACGUAGAAUAUUCCGUGUUAUGGAUCCUCGACUUGAAGGCCAGUUUUCCCUGAUUCAAGCCCAGAGGGCAGCCACACUUGCGCUUCAAUGCCUUGCCACAGAAGCCAGGUACAGACCAGAAAUGGAUGAAGUGGUAAAAGUAUUAGGACAACUUCAGGAAUCGGGAAACAUAUCAAACUAUUCUCAAAAAGAGCACCUCAGAAGACGCCAAAUUCAUUCGAAUCGUCAAAAAACUACUUAUCAUAGGCCUUCUGCUUCGCCUCUCCAUGGUUAGAGAAUAUGAUUGCUGCAUCUAUUUUUUCAUUGUAAAUGGUAAAACAGAUUCAGGAGUUUACUCCUGUAUUAUGACCAAGUUUGAGAAUUGUAACUUACCCAUUAAAAAAAAAAAAAAAAAGGUUUGGGAAUUGUACAACUGAACUAAGCUUGAGUUUCUGGCUAUUGCAAAGAUAACAAGUCAAAAUUACAUAACAAAAUAUUGUAAGUGAGAUCAAUGUUCAUGGACAAUUCAUCGCCCUAACAAGGCAACA
Molecule: messenger RNA, 1696 nt
Organism: Mangifera indica (mango)
Lineage: Eukaryota; Viridiplantae; Streptophyta; Magnoliopsida; Sapindales; Anacardiaceae
Product: receptor-like cytoplasmic kinase 176
Exons: 6
Coding region: 256-1443 (395 amino acids)
Biological process (GO): protein phosphorylation
Molecular function (GO): protein kinase activity; ATP binding
Source: RefSeq, a predicted model, not a curated record